AGCCUCAGCAUGGCUUGUGGGAUUCCCAUAUGCUAAUUACAUUCACGCGUUCAAGGUUCUGUAUAGCACCUCUCGACGUCAUCAAGAUCCGCCUGCAACUCCAAAUCCACUCCCUCUCCGAUCCGACGAGCAUACGUGGCAUCGAUGGACCUGUCUACAAGGGGACGCUGGGCACGCUCAAGCAGAUACUGCGCGAGGAGGGUCUCACCGGGCUAUGGAAGGGGAAUAUCCCGGCAGAGGCCAUGUAUCUCAUGUACGGAGCCAUCCAAUUCUCCGCCUACACGCACGCCUCCCAUGCCUUGAACGACCUACCCUCGCCGUACAAACUCCCCGACUCCGCCAACUCGUUCAUUUCGGGUGCGCUGGCUGGAGCUUGCGCGACGACUACCACCUAUCCACUAGACCUCCUUCGGACCCGAUUUGCAGCCCAGGGGAAAGAUCGAGUCUACUUUUCAAUCCUGUCAUCGGUCCGCCAGAUCGCAACUACUGAAGGCCUUCCAGGAUUCUUCCGAGGGUUGGGGGCAGGUGUGAGCCAGAUUGUGCCGUACAUGGGCCUGUUCUUUGCUGGAUACGAGGCUCUCAAACCGGUACUUUCGAAAGACGUUGUGCCGCUACCAUUCGGGAGUUCAGACGCAGUCUCCGGUGUCGUUGCUAGUGUGCUUGCAAAAACUGCGGUGUACCCACUGGAUACUACGAGGAAGCGAUUACAAGUGCAAGGGCCCACGCGAUCACAAUACGUACACCGUAACAUACCUCUCUACAAGGGCGUCAUUUCGACGGUUGGUCGUAUCUGGAAGAAUGAGGGGCGGAGAGGCAUGUAUCGAGGCCUUACUGUGAGUCUGAUGAAGGCAGCUCCCGCCAGCGCUGUAACAAUGUGGACAUACGAGAGGACUAUGGGCGUUCUGACUUCGAUGGAUGAGAAGCUAAAGGAAGUAUGAUAUGGGUCACAAUAGGCAUUAGCGGCGUAGUACAAUAGCGGGAUACUCUGGAGUAGGCGAACUUGGUGCUUGGGUGUCUGUCCGACGUCAAACUUCAACGGAUAGACUUAGAAUUAGUAGCCUCCAGGAUUAGCGAGGAACAUGUAUAAUGCAAUGAUACUCUAAU
This is a messenger RNA of Mytilinidion resinicola, 1104 nucleotides long. Its product is annotated as mitochondrial carrier. NCBI's taxonomy places the organism in Eukaryota, Fungi, Ascomycota, Dothideomycetes, Mytilinidiales, Mytilinidiaceae. Bases 30 to 938 code for a protein of 302 amino acids. Gene Ontology annotation, molecular function: thiamine transmembrane transporter activity. Gene Ontology annotation, cellular component: mitochondrial inner membrane. The record is from RefSeq and is a predicted model, not a curated record. The transcript has a single exon. Gene Ontology annotation, biological process: thiamine pyrophosphate transmembrane transport.